Messenger RNA from Bubalus bubalis (water buffalo), 2670 nucleotides. RefSeq names its product glutathione hydrolase 1 proenzyme. The transcript is spliced from 15 exons. The record is from RefSeq and is a predicted model, not a curated record. Gene Ontology annotation, biological process: glutathione catabolic process; regulation of immune system process; regulation of inflammatory response. Gene Ontology annotation, molecular function: glutathione gamma-glutamate hydrolase. Lineage: Eukaryota; Metazoa; Chordata; Mammalia; Artiodactyla; Bovidae. Gene Ontology annotation, cellular component: plasma membrane. Bases 821 to 2527 code for a protein of 568 amino acids.
AACUCCCACAGCAGGGAGGGUGUGUGUCCAGCCUGGGAGGGGUGCCCAGGGCCCGUGAUGGGGGAGGACCGGCCCACGGUGAGGGAAGGCAGACUUCGGCUCCUUCUGCAGGGCUAAGCACCGCUCCGCCCCCCGCAGGAGAAGGUCUGAGAGGACCGUGCUGGGCUCUGUGGUCCUGAGGGCUGAGCCCCGGAGAGGAGGCAGGGGCCGGCCCCCCGCGCCCCCAGCCGCCGUUCCGCCACAGCCGCCGUCCCUCCACCCGCGCUGGGCUUGUUCCUAUCCUGGCCCCUUCUUUCCUGCUGUCAGACGGCUGGACCCAGAUGCCCUCCCCCCGGCUCUGCAGCCGGCUUUGUCCCCGGGCCACCUUGGCACCACAGGUUUCCUCCUUGGCAAACCAGCAGGACGGCCGGCCUGCCCUCCUCCGGGGCCAAGUCGACGGCACAGUGAAGUGACGUGGUGGGGCCGGCCAGGGCCUUCAGCAGCGGCCCCGCGGCCCCGGGGGCCUCACAGACCCCUUCCCAGAGCCGGAGGCCCGGGUGGGCAGCGCAGGGCACGGACCCCAUCUGCGGUCCGGGUGUGGUGCCGAGCUUCCUGCCCAAGGCUGUGCUCUUGGACCCGGGGGACGCGAGUCUUCACUGCCCGCCAGGAGGAGGACGAAAAGGCUGUGUGCUCUGGAAGUCUCCCUGGAGCAGGUUCUGUGGUCACGGGCUCCCACAGAGCGUGAAGGAGGCCCCAGCUAUUUCUGCAGCCGGUCCAGCCCACACCGUCUCUGUGGCCCCCUCCCUGGGAGGCUCGGGCCUCCCGCCCGCUGAAGAAGAGCAUGAAGAAGCGGGUCAUGCUGCUGGCCUUGGGGGCCGUGGUCUUGGUCCUCCUCAUCAUUGGGCUCUGCAUCUGGCUGCCCGAGACCUCCAAGCCGCACAGCCACGUGUACCCCAGGGCCGCCGUGGCCGCGGACGCCAAGCGCUGCUCAGAGAUCGGCAGGGACGCAUUGCUGGAUGGCGGCUCGGCGGUGGACGCAGCCAUCGCGGCUCUGCUGUGCAUGGGGCUCCUGAAUGCCCACAGCAUGGGCAUCGGGGGCGGCCUGUUCCUCACCAUCUACAACAGCACCACGCGGAAGGCUGAGGUCAUCAACGCCCGCGAGGUGGCCCCGCGGCUGGCCUCCGCCGACAUGUUCAACAGCUCGGAGCAGUCGGAGGAAGGCGGGCUGUCGGUGGCGGUUCCGGGCGAGCUCCGCGGCUACGAGCUGGCGCACCAGCGGCACGGGCGGCUGCCCUGGGCGCGCCUCUUCCAGCCCAGCAUCGAGCUGGCCCGCCAGGGCUUCCCGGUGGGGAAGGCCUUGGCGGGAGCCCUGGAGAGGCAGCGGGAGACGGUGGAGCGGCACCCCGCGCUGUGCGAGGUGUUCUGCCGCGAUGGGAAGGUGCUGCGGGAGGGGGACCAUGUGACCAUGCCACGGCUGGCCGACACCUUGGAGACGCUGGCCUCGGAGGGCGCCCAGGCCUUCUACAACGGGAGCCUCACGGCCCAGAUUGUCAAGGACAUCCAGGAGGCCGGGGGCAUUGUGACGGCCGAGGACCUGAACAGCUACCGGGCAGAGCUGGUUGAGCAGCCGCUGAGCAUCAGCCUCGGGGACGCCCAGCUCUACGCGCCCAGUGCCCCGCUCAGCGGGCCCGUGCUGGCCCUCAUCAUCAACAUCCUCAAAGGGUACAACUUCUCCCGGGCGAGCGUGGAGACGCCUGAGCAGAAGGGCCUGACCUACCACCGCAUCGUGGAGGCCUUCCGCUUUGCCUACGCCAAGAGGACCCUGCUUGGGGACCCCAAGUUUGUCAACGUGACUGAGGUGGUCCGCAACAUGACCUCCGAGUUCUUUGCCGCCCAGCUCCGGGCCCGGAUCUCCGACAGCACCACUCACCCAGCCUCCUACUACGAGCCUGAGUUCUACACGCCCGACGGCGGGGGUACCGCCCACCUGUCGGUGGUCUCGGAGGACGGAAGCGCUGUGUCAGCCACCAGCACCAUCAACCUCUACUUCGGUUCCAAGGUGCGGUCACGGGUCAGCGGGAUCCUGUUCAAUGAUGAGAUGGAUGACUUCAGCUCCCCCAACAUCAUCAACCAGUUCGGGGUGCCCCCCUCACCAGCCAACUUCAUCGCUCCCGGCAAACAACCACUCUCGUCCAUGUGCCCCGUGAUCAUCGUGGGUGAGGACGGCCAGGUCCGCAUGGUGGUGGGCGCCUCCGGGGGCACCCAGAUCACCACGUCCACGGCGCUGGCCAUCAUCAACAGCCUGUGGUUCGGCUAUGAUGCCAAACAGGCGGUGGAGGAGCCCCGGCUUCACAAUCAGCUUCUGCCCAACACCACGGUGCUGGAGAAAGGCAUCGACCAGGCGGUGGUCGCGGCCCUGAAGACCCGGCACCACGCCAUCGAGGAGACGUCCACCUACAUCGCCGUGGUCCAGGCCGUCGUGCGCACAGCCGGCGGCUGGGCGGCCGCCUCGGACUCCAGGAAAGGCGGGGAGCCGGCGGGCUACUGAGCGCUCCGAGGAGGAGAGGCCCGCCGGGGCGGGGGGCCGGGGGUGGGACCUGGGGGGCUGGCUUCCCCUGGGAGCGGCGCAGCAGGGCAAUAAAUUUGGCGGCGGCGCCGGGCUCUGGGCUGUCCUGCCGGCCGGCUCCCGAC